Kazachstania africana CBS 2517 is the source of this 1998-nucleotide messenger RNA. It is a transcript of the gene TIP20, whose product is annotated as Tip20p. Gene Ontology annotation, cellular component: Dsl1/NZR complex. Gene Ontology annotation, biological process: retrograde vesicle-mediated transport, Golgi to endoplasmic reticulum; endoplasmic reticulum to Golgi vesicle-mediated transport; regulation of ER to Golgi vesicle-mediated transport. Bases 1 to 1998 code for a protein of 665 amino acids. NCBI's taxonomy places the organism in Eukaryota, Fungi, Ascomycota, Saccharomycetes, Saccharomycetales, Saccharomycetaceae. The record is from RefSeq and is a predicted model, not a curated record. The transcript has a single exon.
AUGCCCAACGAUGUUACAGAUCUAUUGAACAUAGAUUCAAUAAUUCAAGACAUAGAGGAACAACGUUCAUAUCUUUCUGGUACCCUGAAUGAUCUCGCUGCGAAGCAAUCUCAGCUUCAUGAUGAAAAGAAAAUAAUAAAUGUUAUUGUUGAUGAUAUCUUGGAGAAUCCUAACUCAGUUGAUCAUCUCGAUAAACUGAAAGCUAAAUAUGGAAAUUUAGAAGUAUUUGAAAAACUAAUACAGAAUAUAAAUGAAUCGGAAGCAAGAACCACAGCUUCAGAGAAACUUAGCGAUAUUGAAACAGACUUGAAUGAAUUGUGCUCGCAAACGGAGUUCAAUCGUGACAGGAUUAUCACCAUACAUGAUAAAAUCAAAGAUUUUGAGUCUAGUAGGCUGAAUACUCUUCCUGACGUUCAGGAUAAGUUUGACAACAAUGUUUUAUCACCUUCCAUACAGGGUAUUGCCAACGAAUUUGAACAAACCCUUUUAAAUUCCAGAUGGGAUACAAAUAGCUUCAUUUUAUCGGAUUCAAAAUCUGUAAAUGAGCUAAAAUCACAUUCGUCAGAACUAUUCAAACUCAGUAAAUUAUAUCUUAAUCCAAAGAAUGAAAAAUUAUGGAAUUUUGAAUGCUUAGCCAACAACUUCAAAAUUAGAUUCACCUAUCACUUCCAUAAUGAUCCUUCAUCCAUGAUUGAAAUAUAUUUUAACUUUUUAAACGAGUAUUUGAAGCAAAACUUGUACAAAUGCAUAAACAUAUUUUCGGAUGAGAUAAAUGGUGUGUCCAAAGAACUCGUACACGAGCAGUUUAUAAAUCAUAUUUUACAACCGAUUAGAGAUAAGAUAAACUUUACAUUGUUAAACUCUAAUGAUUCAAAAAAUUUGAUUACUUUAAUUUCACAAAUCAUAUCUACUGAUAAAACUUUAAUCAAAACAUUUUAUUACCGUGGUAAUGGUCUCGUAUCUUUAAUAUCAAAGCAGGUUUGGGAAAAAUGGUUAGCAUACGAAAUUUCAACUGCUCAUAGACAAUUUGAUAUAUUGGUUCAAUCAUCAAAUGACUUAACUGAUUCCGAUGUAAAUUUCAUAAAACUCUUGAAAAAGAUCAACGAUUACUUUGAACCAUUUUAUGAAUUAGAUUAUGAACCAUUAGAAGUUUACAAAUUAAAGACUUGUUCGGAUAUUUUCAUCCAACUGGCAAAUAACUACUUGGAUUUUGUUUUGACUGUCGAUUCCCUACCACCACAACAUUCAAAGGAGGAUGAACUAUACCAAACUAUUUUAAAAUUGCAUAGCUUGAAUAAAGUUCACAGCAUGAUUUUUCAACUUUCACAAAAUUGUAUCUUUAUAAAGUUAACUGCUUUGGUGAAUAAUCUUGAAACCAAAAACUAUGAUUCAUUAUUCCAAGCAACUAUCAAAGAUUACCAGGAUAAUAUGUUAAACGACAUGCAGAAUUCAAUAAUUCAUAGAAUCAAAAAAUUAAUAAAAGAAUCAUUGGCAAAUUAUUUUAAAUUAAACUCGUGGGUUAUUUCGUUAUCAACUCACGAUACCAAUGAUGCACCUUCUAGUGAGAUCGUCAAUACCAUAAACUUACUUAAUAGAAUAAUUUAUAGGCUGAAGUCAUAUGUGCUUCCCCUGGAGAUUUCGAUUAAUAUAAAGAAUGAAAUACUAAACAUCAUUGUGAAUUAUUUUAUCGAAUCAAUUUUGAAACUGAAUAAAUUCAACCAGAAUGGAUUAGCCCAGUUGAACCAAGAUUUAAAUGCAUUAAAGAAAUGCUUAGAUAUUCCAGAUGACUUAGUAAAUUGUCAGGAAGCUACAUUUUUGGAACUAUUGAAUUUGCUUACUUUGAAAUAUGAUCAGCAAAAUGUUAGCCAAUUCACAGCUUCAUCAUAUAUUAAAAAUGGGAAAUUUGAUGAUUUGAAAGAACAUAUGCAGUUAAAAUGGUUGAACGAUUCUGAGAUUCAAGACGCAUUAUAUAGGAUAUCCUAUGGAAAUAUAAUUUAA